AUGGGAGGAGCUAAGAUUGUUUCUCAGUGUUGUAAUCAUUACGCCCCAGGAACUUGUGGUAGUCACCCUUGGCCAAACUCAAAUUCAAAUAGCUUACCACCACUACAGCCGAUACCAUCCUCAUUGGCCACCCCACAGACAAAAAAAACAAACACCAGAACCCCUCAGGCUUGCCCUCAUCAGUGGGCACAAACCUCCAACUCGCUUGGUUGCAAACUGCCAAGAGAGAGUGUAAUUGCUCUCCACCAGAAUUGUGCAAAACAAUUCAAACCCAAGGAAAUCAAACCGGAAAUACUUACAGCUUAUUUCAAAGACUGGCCUCAAGCCCGUCUGGAAGAAUGUGAUCUCUUGAUUCAGGCAGUUCUGGGUGAGACAGGCGACAAAUGGAACCGGGCAAUAAGCCUAUGGGAUUUUACUAUUGAUGCCUGGCGCGAGAUACCAGUUGCUUACCCCCAUCAAUAUCCCCCAGAUGACCAGAAAAUUGUUGUCCGGCUGCCCAAGAUCAACGCUCUGACCCCCAGCUUACCUCAAAGCACUCCCCUCACUCCACAUCUGGUACCCAAAACCCCAUCAACUCAGUGUAUUCCUUCAACACCUGAUCAUCUUCUGACCAGAGGUGCUUCCAGCGCAACUGGGAAAGUCUUGGAAGGUGAAACCAGAUUGAGAAUACCUGACACCCAGCCGCAGGAUAAAUCAGUGGUAGCUAAGGAUGUCAUUGACCUAACUUUGUUACCUGAUUCACCUGGAUCCUUGCCUCGCCAGGCUGAUGUCACUGUCAAAUGUGAACCCAAAACAGAAGAUGGGAAUCCCAAAGACGCAGGAAACCCUCCUGGCCUGGUACCACAAGUCCAAAACCAGGGACUUGCCGGUCACUUGGAAAAAGUAUUUUGGGCAGGAAUGGAAGAUGGUGUUGCCAACUGUGUACAGCCUUAUGCAAUGGUAGGGGAGGCGUGCAUUUGUUUCAGGCAAGAAUUCAAUAAGAUUGCAAGUGUUGGCAGUGGAGGUGCAAUGGAUUCAGGGGAGGCGGCCUCAUCCACCUCAAAAAGUGGAUAA
Molecule: messenger RNA, 1053 nt
Organism: Melampsora larici-populina 98AG31
Lineage: Eukaryota; Fungi; Basidiomycota; Pucciniomycetes; Pucciniales; Melampsoraceae
Exons: 6
Coding region: 1-1053 (350 amino acids)
Source: RefSeq, a predicted model, not a curated record